GAAGAUUCUCACAGAACUAGGCCACUGAUUCCCAUACUGGUGAUGUCAUCUCCAAAUAAAACUUCCUUGAAAAGCAGAUCAUCAUCCUUAUCCAGAAAUAUUAACACGGUCACAGCUGCCAAAAUGGAGAAAAUAAGUUCUUCACAAAAACAAAAUGAGCAACUACAGGAACACCAACUGGAGCAGGAGUUCGAAUCUGACACAACUCACUCGUACCUGAAGGCAGAGCUGAAGCGCGCACAGGAGGAGCUGAAAAAGCUGGCAGGAAAAUUACGCAGGACACGAAACAAUCAUACAGCAUUGCAAAAAGUUAACCAGGAUCUUGAAAAUAAGCUGCACAGGAUGGCACAACUACAUGAAAAGGAAAAGAGGAAUCUCAACCAUGAAGUAAACAUUUUAAGCUGUCAUCUAAUGGAAGCCAAGAUGACCAUAGAAAAAUUAACAGGAGACAAUUUGCCAACAGGAAUUCAAGGAAGUCUUGGAGAAUGCACGGAGAAAUUUGGGCAUGGUCUUCCCGGAACUGUAUGUGAGUCACCCAUCUCUGAGAUCCAAACUCACAUGUUAGAAAACUCUGAAUCAAUCUGUUUGCCAGGGUCUCCCAAACCAGUCUCACCCUCAAGACAGGCUACACAUGGCCUUAUGAAGGAUACUGACAAACUUGAUCAACGUUCUCAAUUCAAGCCUAAUUUAUACUGCAGUGACACAGCUCUUUAUUGCCCUGCAGAACAAAGAAGAGGAAGAAGUAAAGUAAGAGAUAUGCAAGAUAGAAAUGUUGGAUUUUUUCGAUCACAGAGCUUUACAGAUAGCUUUGUGGAAGUAGAGGACUUUAGUACAAGCCCCUCAAGUGAGCUCCCUCCCAAUUAUUCCCCUCCAGUAUCAACUUUCUCCAACUACUUAAGCUGCAGCAGGACAAGCAAGAAGAAAGGAACUGCACAAACCACUAUGAACCCCAGUCAACACUUUCACUGUUUUGAUAUGAGAGAUAAUGUUUAUGAAAAAAAGUGCAGCCCUUCAGAGGAAUACAGAACCAACAAAUCCAGCCCAGUUCAUGCAGGGCCACUACAAUUCAAAGGUAUGACACAUGAUAGCACUCAGCACUCCUAUGCAACUCUCCCAACACACUUUAAUGAUUCACUAUCCUUAUCUAGGAUAAUGACUCAACAGGGCAGGGCCCCAAAACUGUACAGUGAUCAAAGGGAUAUACAUGAACCUGAAAAAAAUACAAUGGACCAAUGUAGGAAAAUCAACAAGCAUUAUUCGUGCAGGGCUCCUGGAAGGAUUUCAUCUAGUAGCUAUACUGAGCAGCAACCAGAUAACAGUCUGAUGAAAAGAACAACCCACCAAGGAAAACAGUGGUUUGCUACUUCCAGAGAAGAUAAUUUCCUUGAUGGAGAGGAUCCUGACCAAAAUAAUUUUGCAGAUUCAGAUUUCAGAGCGAUUUCAGGGGCUGAUUACAAUUAUAUUCAGAAACAAGAUACCUUUUCCAUGUCUAAGCAAAACGAUACUGAAAAAGACCCCAAACCUUUGUCCACUGGAAAGGAGACAAAUCAAAUGUGCAUGGAAAAUUCAAAUGAUGUUGCUAACGUUAGAAAAUAUAUUGAUGUUGCUCCAAUGACUUCAGCAGAUUCCUCACACCGACAUCCCAUUACAUUGUUUGUGGUCCAUAAUGUUCCCCUGGAUAAUGGUGUUUUGAAUGCUAAAGAGAAAUCCUCCAAGUUAAAUGGCCUUUACAGGAAGGACAGCCUUACAAAGGCCCAGCUUUACGGAAAUUUGCUCAACUGA
Pristis pectinata (smalltooth sawfish) is the source of this 1782-nucleotide messenger RNA. Its product is annotated as brain-enriched guanylate kinase-associated protein. The coding region runs from base 43 to 1782 and encodes 579 amino acids. The transcript is spliced from 6 exons. Gene Ontology annotation, cellular component: synapse. Lineage: Eukaryota; Metazoa; Chordata; Chondrichthyes; Rhinopristiformes; Pristidae. The record is from RefSeq and is a predicted model, not a curated record.